AUGGAAUUUAUUACAGCGACCUUUCAAGCGGCCCUUUUGCAAUCAUUUAAAAUAGUUGAACAUGUGCUGAAAUAUGCGGAAACCCUUGAGCAAUCAGAUAAAAUAGUUGAACAUGUGCGGAAAUAUGUGGUUAACCAUAGUGCUCAGAUCGACGAACUCAGAGAAGCAAUCAAGCAGCUGGAGGAGGCUAGAAGUCAUGUGCAGCAUAAUAUUGAGGCUGCUAAAAAGAAUCUACAGGAAGAAGAUGCUGAUGAUCUCGAGAAGUGGAGUGAUGGCGCUAAUAAGAUGAUUGAAGAGGCAAACAAAAUAAUCUCUGAACAUGGAGCAAAGAUGAUGUGCUGCAAUGGGUGGUGUCCUAAUUUAAUAUCACGUUAUCGUCUCUCCAAAAAAGCAUGCCAGAAAAAAGUCGACCUUGAAAAAUAUAAAGAAAAAGAUCUGACAAAAGAAGUUAACGUUGUUGGGGGAAGGGAGAAUGCAUUAUCUACUAGAGGUUAUAUGGAAUUUAAAUCAAGAGAGUCAGUUUGCGAUAAAGUUAUGGGGGCAUUGAAAGAUGGUAAAGCGGAAAUGAUUGGGGUUUUUGGGAUGGCCGGCUCGGGUAAGACUAUGCUAGUCAAGAACGUUGCUAAACAAGCAAAACAAGAAGGAUUAUUUGAUGAGGUAAUUGUGACAGCUGUAUCUGAAACUCCAGACUUCGAAAAGAUUCAAGAAGAAAUUGCACGAAACUUAGGUCUGACUCUUGAAGUGAAUCAAGAUAGAACAGAUAGACUCUGCAAAAGGUUGAAGGAUGAGAAAAAGACCCUUAUAAUUUUAGAUGACGUUUGGAAGAGAUCUGAGCUGGACAUGAAAGCCCUUGGAAUUUCAUUUGGGAAUGAUCAGAAGGGUUGCAAAUUAUUGCUUACAUCCAGAGAUCAAUGUGUACUAAGUAACGAUUUGAAAAUUGAAGAAAUUUUUAUUUUUAAAGUCAACCCUUUAGAACCAGGAGAAGCAAAGUCCUUGUUUAUGAAGGGAGUGGGCAAUUUCGACCCCAAAUUCCAAAAGACGGUGGAUGAGGCUGUUGCAGAAUGUGGAGGUGUACCCCUUGCCAUUACAACAGUUGCCAAAGCAUUGAGAAAGGAGAGCCCGGAUCAUUGGAGUAGUUCCGUGCAAAAGUGGCAAAAGUCCAAGUCAGUGGGCAUGUACGGACCGCAUGAUGCUGUGUCCUCAGCUAUUAAGUUGAGUUACGAUUAUUUAGAAAGUAAGGAAGAACAGUUAUUGUUCCUGCUGUGUAGUUUACAUGCAGAAGAUCAGGAAAUAAAUAUUGAUAACUUGUUGAGAUAUGGCGUGGGUUACGUUCCAAGUGACAUAUAUGAUGUGGGUUUGGGCGUGUUUCAAGGUGCCUAUACAAUGGAGCAAGCGAGAGAUAGUUUGAACGCAUCAAUCAAAAGUUUGAAAGAUUGUUGUUUGUUGUUGGAUGGUAAUGAUGGUGGAACAAUUAAAAUGCAUGAUGUAACUCGUGAUGCUGCCAUUAAGAUUGCAAAAAAGAAAUUUAUUUUUAUUGUAAAAGAGGCUCUUGAUUUGGAAAGAAGGUCAAAAAGUAAAGAUUUAAUUGGAUUUUCACUGCCUUAUGGUUACGUUAGUGAGCAUCUUGAAAGGUUGAUAUGUCCCCAACUAAAAUUAUUCUUCUUGUUCAACCAUAAGAAUUCAUUACAAAUCCCAAAUGGGUUUUUUGAAGAGAUGAAAGAGCUCAGUGUUUUGAGUUUAAAUGGAAUCCGUCUUUCAUUACAUGAUUCAUCACUUCGUUUCCUUCAAAACCUACAAACGUUGUGUUUGGUUGGCUGCAAGUUGGAUAACAUAGCUGUGAUCGGAAAACUGAAGGAUCUCAAAGUUCUUAGCCUUGCAUGGUCUAAUGUUAAAUGGUUACCGAAAGAAAUAGGGAAUUUGCAUCGCCUUCAGUUACUGGAUUUGGGAAAUUGUUCCCAACUACAAGUCAUUGAAUCUUAUGCAUUAUCAGGGUUGAAAAGGCUAAAUGAAUUAUAUAUUGAAAACAGCUUUAAGCAAUGGGAGGUUGAAGAACAAAACGCUAGUGGAAAUGCUAGCGUAUCAGAGUUGAAUCAUUUGUCCCAUUUGACCACGUUAAAUUUACAUAUUCCUAAUGCAAGGAUUGUGCCAGAUGCCUUGUGUUUCAAAAAUUUGGUAAGGUAUAAAAUAUUAAUAGGCGACAACUGGGAUUGGACAAAUACUGGGUUUGAAAUCUCAACAUUGAAAAUCAACAUUAAUGGAAGUUUUCAAUUAGAGGAUGGGAUUAAAACACUACUGAAGAAAUGCGAAGUUCUCUGUUUGGGUGAAAUGAAGGGUGUGGACAAGAUUCAAUACAGAGAUUGUGAGGGUUUCCCAAAGCUAAAGUAUCUUGAUAUAAAAACUAAUGCUGAUAUUCAGUAUAUCAUUUGUUCCAAAGAGCUUCGACCAAUUGCCUUUCCUGUCUUGGAGUCGAUGUUUCUAAGAAAUAUGAUUAAAUUGGAAAAGAUAUUCUACGGAGACAUUGAAACGGGGUUUUCUCAUAACUUACGAAAGGUCUCUGUGGAAGGCUGUGAUAGUUUAAAAUUUGUCUUCUACGUAUCUAAGACCAUGUUGCGGCUUCAAGAAAUGGUUAUAUAUAAAUGCAAAGAAAUGGAUGCAGUUGUGAAGCGAAGUGAACACGAAAUAGAGACCAAAGAUUAUACGAUGGAGUUCGCUCAAUUGCGGAUCUUGGAGCUACGAUUUCUACCAAACUUGAGUUGCUUCAAUUUUGAUUCUGAAUCUUUUGAACUAUUCGACAAAAAGGUAUGA
Messenger RNA from Quercus robur (English oak), 2805 nucleotides. RefSeq names its product disease resistance protein At4g27190-like. Bases 1 to 2805 code for a protein of 934 amino acids. NCBI's taxonomy places the organism in Eukaryota, Viridiplantae, Streptophyta, Magnoliopsida, Fagales, Fagaceae. The transcript has a single exon. The record is from RefSeq and is a predicted model, not a curated record. Gene Ontology annotation, molecular function: ADP binding.